AUGAACAUAGUGCUCAAUACGAUCAAUGACCGGUUGGAGAGACAUGAUGAGCGGAUUGACCAGUUGCGACAAGCUCCCAAUCAGCACCCAAGGAGGAACAAUAACCGACAGCCAGCACCUACUAUUGAUCCAUUUGAUGACCACGAGGAGGGAUCCUAUGAUGAUGAGGAUGAUGUGUCUUCCAUUGCCACAAUGAGACGAGCUCGAGGAGCAAGGGCUGAGAGGCCAUGGCGCGGACGUGGGAGGCACCAAGAAAGAGACACCAUUGAUCGUAAUAUGGGAUCCAUCAAGUUGACCAUUCCUCCGUUCCAAGGCAAGAGCGAUCCCGAUGUGUACAUUGAAUGGGAAAGGAAGGUUAAGUUGGUUUUUGAUUGUCACAACUACUCCGAGGAGAAGAAGGUGAAGCUUGCAGCUGUGGCAUUCACCGACUAUGCCAUAGUUUGGUGGGAUCAAUUGACGGUGAGUAGACGCCGAAAUGGGGAGCGACCUAUUGACAAUUGGGAGGGCAUGAAAGCUGUCAUGCGGAGGAGGUUUGUCCCAUCCCAUUACUACCGGGAUUUAUACUUGAAGCUGCAAAAUCUUAAGCAAGGGUCUAAGACCGUGGAGGAGUACCACAAGGAGAUGGAGAUUGCCAUGAUUCGCGCCAAUGUUGAGGAUGAUCGAGAGGCAACCAUGGCUCGGUUCAUUAGUAGACUUAAUCGGGAGAUUGCUAAUAUUGUGGAGCUGCACCAUUAUGUGGAGCUUGAAGAAUUGGUACACAUGGCUAUGAAGGUUGAGAGGCAACUCAAGAAGGGGGGACGAUCGUCAUCCAGGUUCGAAUCCUCUAAUUCGAAUUCGAAGUGGACUUCCAAGUUUGAAGGGGCUGGACCUAAAUGGGCUGGUUCGAAGCAAGAAGAGAAGGCCAAGGGAGACAAGCCCGCAGCCAAGCCAUCAUCUGAUUCUAAGGAGAGGGGUAACUCUUCUUCCCAACCUCAAAGAAACCGUGAUGUAAAGUGCUUUUGUUGUUUGGGUUCUGGUCAUUAUGCUUCUCAAUGCCCGAACAAGAGAGCCAUGAUUAUGUUAGAUAACAGGGAGAUUGAAAGUGCGGAUGAGCAUGAGAGUGACAUUGACUCUAUACCAUCACUUGAAGAUGCCGAUGAUGUGGAGCAUGCUGUAUCGGGUCAAACUCUUGUUGUUUUGAGAGCUCUACAUGUGCAAGCCAAAGAAGAUGGUGAUGAGUUACAAAGAGAGAACAUUUUCUACACUCGAUGCCACGUGAAGGAUCGAGUAUGUGGACUGAUUAUUGAUGGAGGAAGCACUGUGAAUAUGGCAAGCAAGCUGAUGGUGGAGAAGCUUGGUUUGAGCACUCAAAAGCAUCCGAGGCCAUAUAGGCUUCAAUGGCUGAAUGAGAGUGGUGAAUUGAAGGUGACAAAACAAGUGUUGAUCUCAUUUUCUAUUGGGAAGUACCAUGAUGAAGUUUUGUGUGAUGUAGUUCCUAUGAUAGCCAGCCAUUUGUUACUCGGAAGGCCAUUGCAAUUUGAUCGAAGGACUAUACAUGACGGGUACAAGAAUCGGUAUAGCUUCAUCAAGGAUGGUCGAAACAUGACACUUGCCCCACUGCCACCACAUCAAGUGUUCGAAGAGCAACUCCAAAUCAAGAAGUCCAGUGCUGAGAGUUCAAAAGAAAGUAAGAGAAAGUAUGAUGAUGUGUUUCCUGAGGAGAUGCCAUCGGGAUUGCCACCAAUCCGUGGGAUCGAACAUCAAAUUGAUUUCAUCCCGGGAGCACCCAUUCCAAACCGGCCAGCAUAUCGGUGUAGUCCCGAAGAAGCAAAAGAACUCCAAAAGCAAGUUGAUGAGCUGCUGACCAAGGGCUAUGUUCAAGAGAGCAUGAGUCCAUGCUCUGUGCCCGUGUUGCUUGUACCCAAGAAAGAUGGCACAUGGAGAAUGUGUGUGGAUUGUCGAGCUGUGAAUAAGAUAACGGUAAAGUAUCGCUAUCCUAUUCCUUGA
This is a messenger RNA of Punica granatum (pomegranate), 1986 nucleotides long. Lineage: Eukaryota; Viridiplantae; Streptophyta; Magnoliopsida; Myrtales; Lythraceae. The record is from RefSeq and is a predicted model, not a curated record.